Messenger RNA from Actinia tenebrosa (Australian red waratah sea anemone), 1463 nucleotides. RefSeq lists its product as uncharacterized. The record is from RefSeq and is a predicted model, not a curated record. Lineage: Eukaryota; Metazoa; Cnidaria; Anthozoa; Actiniaria; Actiniidae.
GAGAUUUUUGCUAAUGCUGUGUUGGUUGUCGCGUUGCUUUUCGCUUCUACGUUACUAACGACACCGAGAAGGAAAGAAAAUAAGGAUUUCAAUAUGGUCUGCGAAAGUUUCAAAGUCAAAGUUAGUCUUUUACUGCAAAGUUUUCUUAUUUUCAAUAAUUUCAAACACGUCCAAUUCCAUGAAUCUGGCUUCAUCAAAUUGCCGUUCUUCAAAUUCGAUGGUGACAUCAUUCAAGCCAUUGCAGUGCCGAAUGUUUUUCACUGUUGUUGGAGAUGUGAUCGUCUACCAGCUUGCUUAUCAUUGAACAUAGCUGACCGGCCGGACGAAGAUGGUUUGUAUGAAUGUCAGCUCCUAACAACAUGCACGGCGAACAAAUAUUCUGGAUUGAUAAAAACCUCCAAAGACUAUCAUCACUAUACUCGAUUGACGGAAGUAUGUAUGGACAACAAGUGUCUGAAUGGAGGAACGUGUGAAGCCGUCGAAUACGGUGACUUCCAGUGCCGUUGCCCGGAAGGAUUCAAGGGAAAACUAUGCGCGGUCAAGACAUAUAAAUGGCACAAGACUAACACUAGUCCCGUCUGUUUUGGAGCAAAAACCUCAUCAUUUGGCCGUUUUUACAUCAACCAAAGUGGAUCAGUUAAAGGAAUCAAGCUUGUAUAUGUAAAAGGGUACGUGGCCGCUGGUAACAGAAUAGAUGCACGAAGCAAAUGGGGUUCUGGUAAUGAUAAACAGCUCUACACCAUCAUAACCAACAGCAGCAACCAGAGGAUCCUUCCCCAAGAUGAAUUCAUAACCAAUUAUAACAUACUAUCCUACCUUUUGCCCUACUCCAAUUAUAAUUCCGAAGAGCUUAUUUUUAAGAACUUUACAAGCCCUAUGGUGGUAACCGCUGGUCAAGAGUAUCGCAUUUGGUACGGAGAAGACUUGACCAACUAUGGUGAAUAUGAUAAUGAAGGAACGACAUGUGCUGAAGUGUAUGUGCUUGCAUUGUUUGACUAGUAAAGUAGAAAACUAGAUGAAGGAGUUCAUGACGGACGUGGCUAACAAGAAUAUGGAGGCUUUGUACCAUCACGUGAUGGCAGCCAUGACAGGAAGCUGGAACCAUAUAUUGGAUCUGGUCUAAUCUGGUUUCAGGCAAAAUAAUUCAUUUGAUUUAUCCAUUGGUAGCACAAGCUUGGUUGUGGUGUCAUGUUAUAAGGAAACUGUAUGGGGAUUCUUCAAAAAUUUCAAUGCUUGCAUUGUUUGACUAGUAAAAUAGAAAACUAGAUGAAGGAGUUCAUGACGGACGUGGCUAACAAGAAUAUGGAGGCUUUGUACCAUCACGUGAUGGCAGCCAUGACAGGAAGCUGGAACCAUAUAUUGGAUCUGGUCUAAUCUGGUUUCAGGCAAAAUAAUUCAUUUGAUUUAUCCAUUGGUAGCACAAGCUUGGUUGUGGUGUCAUGUUAUAAGGAAACUGUAUGGGG